Cladophialophora carrionii CBS 160.54 is the source of this 1233-nucleotide messenger RNA. RefSeq lists its product as uncharacterized. Gene Ontology annotation, molecular function: prenyltransferase activity. Gene Ontology annotation, biological process: isoprenoid biosynthetic process. NCBI's taxonomy places the organism in Eukaryota, Fungi, Ascomycota, Eurotiomycetes, Chaetothyriales, Herpotrichiellaceae. The transcript has a single exon. The record is from RefSeq and is a predicted model, not a curated record. The coding region runs from base 1 to 1233 and encodes 410 amino acids.
AUGUCGACCCUCGCAGCAGAAAAUCCGGCGUCUCCCAAUGCCAUCCCCAUCCGAUACAGCUCCGCCGGCGUUACCAAUGGCCUUGCACAUCAACCCUCCAAAUCCGUUCUCAAACCUCUGCCGGAGGACUCAUGGAUCUCGCCCAAGCUACACUCGAUACCCAUGAACGCCCCCGUCCUAUCUGACCACACCAACGCGCUCAAGCGCAGGCACUCGAAGAAGAAGUCCGCACCAGAGAAUCUGAUAUCUCAGCGGGUCGGAGAAUGGUCACCUCAGAAAGAGAAGAUUAUCAUGGGGCCCUACGACUACCUGUUCGCGCACCCAGGCAAGGACAUUCGGUCGGGCUUGAUUAAGGCUUUCAAUGCAUGGCUACACGUUCCGCCAAAGUCGCUCGACAUUAUCACAAAAGUGGUAGGCAUGCUACAUACAUCCUCUCUCCUCAUCGAUGAUGUCCAAGACAACAGCGUACUGCGGAGAGGCAUCCCGGUUGCCCACAAUAUCUUUGGCACGGCCCAGACAAUCAACAGUGCAAACUACGUCUACUUUCUCGCCCUGCAGGAGCUCUUGCAUCUGGAUAACAAAGACGAAGCCAUGGAAACCUUCACCACCGAGUUACUCAAUCUCCACCGUGGACAAGGAAUGGACCUGUACUGGCGGGACACAUUGACUUGUCCCACCGAGGACGACUACCUGGAAAUGGUCCAGAAUAAGACAGGUGGCUUGUUUCGUCUCGCUAUCAAGCUGAUGCAGGCAGAGUCACCAGAGAAAGGCCGGAUAGACUGCGUACCCCUUGUCAACCUCCUGGGCUUGGUCUUCCAAAUAUGCGACGACUACCUGAACUUGUCCUCUAGCACAUAUACAAAGAACAAGGGUCUGUGCGAGGACCUGACAGAGGGCAAAUUUUCUUUUCCCAUAAUCCAUUCGAUUCGCAGCAACCCCACGAAUUUGCAGCUCAUCAACAUUCUCAAGCAGAAAACUAAUGACGACGAGGUCAAACGGUAUGCUGUGAAGUAUAUGGAGGGAACAGGCAGCUUCGACUAUACGAAGAGAGUCGUUCGUGAACUGAGGACCAAGGCCGUCAAUCUGAUCACGGAUAUGGACGGUGGUUCGGGCAAGGGGAAUGAAGUCAAAUUGAUUCUGGAUAAGAUUGCGGACUCGACACUUGAUGAUCGGAAUGGUGUUCAUAAUUUAACCUCGGAAGGAGUUCAGGGAGCCAGGCCAGUCGAAUGGUGA